Messenger RNA from Lactuca virosa, 1296 nucleotides. The record is from the annotation of a GenBank genome assembly. Lineage: Eukaryota; Viridiplantae; Streptophyta; Magnoliopsida; Asterales; Asteraceae.
AUGCUUUUGCUUACACAACUAGUCGCUAUCGCUGCUUUAGCCUUCAUCUCUCUUCAGCAUGAAGCCAUAGCACAAUUUGUGCCACCUUAUUCUUCUGUAGUUGUUCCUGUAUAUAAACACACAGAUGCUGCUAAGCCUCUCUAUAGUGUUCAGAUCAUGACAACAUACGUAAACAUGCAAUUCUUGCAUGCAAACUUCCUUAUAGACCUCGAUGCUCCUUUCAUAUGGCACGACUGUAUCUUGCUAUGGAACACGUUUGCAGGUGGUUGUCCUAACAACACACUCUGUACCUAUCCAGUCUCAUGCGAAGAAUAUCAAUGCACAGAUGUGCGAACCACUUACUCAUACAAGAAUCCCUCCUGUCCUCCAGUAAACAAUGGCUCAACGUUACCUGGAUGGGGUUACUGCACAUGCCCAGUCAACGUGGUCAAUCCUAUUACUGGAUCAUGUGACAACGCCUUGCUGGAUUAUGACGAAUUCACGGUGAACACCAGCAAUGGUAGAAAUGUAUUCAAUGGUUUAUAUGGUGCUUACCCUAAUGCUGCAUGUGCUCCUUCUUCUUCGUUUCAAUCAUUCCCUGUUAAUGUUAGUGGUGUCAUGGCGCUUUCCUCCUCCCCUUAUGCAUUUCCAGCAUAUUUAAAUGAACCGCUUCAAAAAGUAAUGGCUUUGUGUUUACCCAGCACGUUAUCAUCUCCUGGUGUUUUCUUUUAUGGAAAUAGUUCUUAUUACCUUCUUCCCCAAUCGAAUGUUGACAUAAGGAGUUUUCUUUCUUAUACUCCUUUAAUUAACCAUCCCGAUUCUUUUGGGUACUUCAUUGGUCUCAAUUCCAUCGUAAUUAAAACAAGAUCCAUUGAUAUUCCCGGGAAUUCCACCACCAAGCUUAGCACAAUCGAUCCUUACACCACCCUUCGAACUGACAUUUAUAAGUGGGUGGUUCGGAGGUUUUCAUUGGUUACAAAAAGAAUCCCUCCUGCAAAUCCUGUGGCACCAUUUGGUCUUUGUUUCAACGCCUCCGUUAAUGGUCUAAGAGUUCCAGAUAUUGAGUUUAAUCUUCAGGAUGGGAAGAAGUGGAGUAUAUCCACUGCUAACUCCAUUAAGCAAGUGACGACAGACGUUGCGUGUCUGGGGUUUGUUGAUGGUGGUGCAACAAGUGAACCUGCAAUUGUGAUCGGGACGUUUCAGUUUGAAGAUAAUUUUCUGGUAUUUGAUUUAGAGAAUUCAAGUUUCGGGUUCAGUUCUUCGUUGUUACGUAAGAAGACUUCUUGUGCUAACUUCAACUUUACGCUCACUAAUUAA